UCUGCUGCUGUCUCUGGCCUGUCAAGUGUCAAUGACUAUUAUUGUAGGUCAAUGCCGAAUUUCUGCAUUUUACUACAAUAUUUUAUAACUUUGCAUUAUUUGAAUAUACGUAAACAAACAUAGUCGUCCUUUAUUAACAAUGGUUGUAGGAGCAUUCCCAAUUGCAAAAUUAGGCGCUUUGUUGAUAAAACAGAUAAGUAAACCCAUCGCAAAUGCUUGUAAGGAACGAGCCAAACAUAAUCCUUUUUUCAGGACUUAUGUUUGUAUGCCACCUGCUCAGUUUUAUAAUUGGUGUGAGGUAAAAGCAAAAAUGUGGAUCUUAAACUUGGGUAGACCAGUCAAUAUACCAGUUCUCAGUCAAGAAAUGGCCAUAGAACUAGGAGCCAAUCUUCUUGGUGAAACCUUAAUCUUUACUAUAGGAGCUGGCUUAUUAUUGUUGGAGUACAAUAGGCAAAGUAACAAGGAAGCUGCAAAAGAAGCUAAGAAAGAAGAGGAAAUGAAACAUAUUUCUGAUACAAUUACUGAUCUCUACUUUACUGUACAGAGACAACAAACACAGCUUAGAGAAAUGGAGAGAAUUAUUUACUCUAUAAGUGGAGAGAAACCAAAAAUUCCUCCUCCAGUUUUGAAGGAGCCCCCAGUGUUAACACCUUCAGCAAGCCCACCAGCUCCCGCAGCACCAGCACCACAAACACCAACACCUCAAAAUGUCAGUCAUUAUGAACACCAUGAACAUGCUGUCAUGACUGCUACCCCAUAUCCUAAUAAAGGAUUGAUUCUACAGUCUCUCAACUAUAUCCAGAUGGAUGCGUUCAGUUCCCUGUUUCCCAAUAACAAUAAUGUUGUCCUUGAGGAAAACAAUAAAACUGUUGAAGAAAAAGCAUUUAUUGCUAAAAGAGAGCCUGCAAUACUCUCAUCUGCUUUGUAUAAUAUAGAAAACGAUUUUAGAAGUUUGUUUUGAAGUCUGUGAUAAGUGUAUAUCUAUAGUGUUAUUGCAUUGCAGUUUGAAUGAAAAAAAAUGUUUCAUUAGUCUUACGUUGUUACCAUUUUUUGAUAACUUUUAUUUUUAUAUUUGCUUAAUCCUACAGUAACAAAUGCUAGAAGAAUUGGCAAUUUUUAUCGGAUUAUGCUAAAUAUUAAAAUGAAAAUGUAUAUUAGGGAAAGUUAAAUGCUAGAAUUCUUAAAUCCUGCUGUAGAUAACUAUGCAUUGUAAUAUAUUAAUGUUGCCGAAUUUUAUUUCUUGAGUAUAAUUCUUUUGUAUGUAUAGUAUUAAGUAGGUUCUUCAAGUACAUACUGUUAAAGUUUUUAGUAGACAUCAGGGAAUAAAUAAUCACUAAUUGUUAUUUUGUAUUUUAUUAUUCUAGCCAUUCUUUUAAGUAAGUACAAUCUUGUGGUGUUAUUAGUCCUGUGGAAGCACAUCUGUGGAUGAGUGGACAGACACCACAAGGGACCUGUACAAGCCCUGGUGCAGGUAUGAGAGGGUCUAUAGCACGAUACACCUUGCUCCCAUCAGGGUAUACACUGCUCUCUGCCUUACCAUCAUAGACCAAGGUAUUCAGAAUAGUGAUUACAUCUUCUACAUCUAGUUCAACCUGAAACAAGACAGUAUUUUUUCUAUAUGUUGACACUCAUAAUAUUAUACAUACCUACAUAAUUGUAGCAUUGCUUUACUUUGAAUAGAACUUUACUAAUAUGCAUUUAUAAGUGUAAUUCAAAAUGUUGUAACUGGGAUUGUUAAAGUUUUUGUAGUAGUUUGGAAUAUUUAUUUAUAUAGAUUAGUGAUAUUAAGUUGUAUGCUAUUGCUAUGUACUGUACAUAUAAUGUACUUCUUGAAAGCUUUUAGAUCAGUAAUUAAAAAAUAUAAAGUUUC
Helicoverpa zea (corn earworm) is the source of this 1870-nucleotide messenger RNA. RefSeq names its product putative OPA3-like protein CG13603. The record is from RefSeq and is a predicted model, not a curated record. Bases 140 to 961 code for a protein of 273 amino acids. Gene Ontology annotation, biological process: regulation of lipid metabolic process. Gene Ontology annotation, cellular component: mitochondrion. Lineage: Eukaryota; Metazoa; Arthropoda; Insecta; Lepidoptera; Noctuidae. The transcript is spliced from 4 exons.